AUGUGGAAGGUGGCAUGUCUGCUGAGUUCAACGCCUACUGGAAAAGCGCUAUGGAGAAGCCAUGCAAUUUCAGUGCUUGGACUAAACUGGUAUCACAUGCAGAAAAAAAACCUGGCAGCAUGUAGGAAAGCUUAUGAUGCAUUCCUCACAUAUUUCCCUCUUUGUCACAUCUACUGGAAGAAGUAUGUUGACCUAGAGCAGCAUCAUGGUAAUGAAGAAGAGACAGAAAAGAUCUUUGAGCGUGCUGCGAAGGCCAUCCCACUUAAUGUCAACAUGUGGAUCAGCUACGUUCAGUUCUUGAUGAAGACUAUGGACAUGGCUUUGACAAAAUCUGUUGACAAAUUACGA
This is a messenger RNA of Staurois parvus, 348 nucleotides long. NCBI's taxonomy places the organism in Eukaryota, Metazoa, Chordata, Amphibia, Anura, Ranidae. The record is from the annotation of a GenBank genome assembly.